Molecule: messenger RNA, 567 nt
Organism: Heterocephalus glaber (naked mole-rat)
Lineage: Eukaryota; Metazoa; Chordata; Mammalia; Rodentia; Bathyergidae
Product: olfactory receptor 4C45-like
Biological process (GO): G protein-coupled receptor signaling pathway
Cellular component (GO): membrane
Molecular function (GO): olfactory receptor activity
Source: RefSeq, a predicted model, not a curated record
AUGGCCAUCUGCAAGGCCCAGAGCUAUGUGACCAUCAUGAGCCGAUCCGUGUGUGCCUUCCUGGUGGGGGCCGCUGUGCUCUUAGGCUUUGUUCACAGUGGGAUACAGGUUCUACUUAUGGUCCAGUUACCAUUCUGUGGCCCCAACAUCAUUGACCACUUCAUGUGUGACCUGGUCCCACUCCUGGAGCUGGCUUGCACUGACACUCGCACCCUGGGGCCCCUGAUCACUGCCAACAGUGGCUCACUACGUCUGCUCACUUUGUCUCUGCUGGCUGCUUCCUAUGUCAUCAUCCUGCAUUCCCUGAGGACAUACAGCUCUUCUGGGCGCAACAAAGCCCUGUCCACCUGUGCCUCCCAUAUCACAGUUGUCGUCUUAUUCUUUGUGCCUUGUUCAUAUCUCUACCUAAGACCCGUGACCUCCUUCCCCACCGACAAAGCUGUGACUGUGUUCUGCACCCUAAUAACACCCAUGCUGAACCCUUUAAUCUACACCCUCAGAAAUGAGGAAGUAAAGAGAAUUAUGAAGAAGCUCUGGGGUCAAAUAAUGAAAAGGGAAGAAAAAUAA